GCAGGGACUGGCUGCCAGCCCUUCUGGCUAUGGGCCCCUCACAGAGCUUCCUGACUGGACUUUCGCCGAUGGCCGUCCUGCUCCCCCAAUGAAGGGCCAACUUCGAAGACAAGCUCAGCGGGAGAAGCUUGCAAGACGAGUUGUACUGCUGACACAAGAAAUGGAUGCUGGAUUACAGGCGUGGAAGCUCAGGCAGCAGAAGUUGGAAGAAGAAAGGAAGCAGGAAAAUGUUCUUAAACCCAAAGGGAUUUCACUGAGCCCACUUCCACAUCAAUAAAAAGCAGCUCCGUUCCCACCUUCCCA
Molecule: messenger RNA, 303 nt
Organism: Cricetulus griseus (Chinese hamster)
Lineage: Eukaryota; Metazoa; Chordata; Mammalia; Rodentia; Cricetidae
Source: RefSeq, a predicted model, not a curated record